This is a messenger RNA of Saxophila tyrrhenica, 384 nucleotides long. RefSeq lists its product as uncharacterized. Lineage: Eukaryota; Fungi; Ascomycota; Dothideomycetes; Mycosphaerellales; Extremaceae. The coding region runs from base 1 to 384 and encodes 127 amino acids. Gene Ontology annotation, biological process: translation. Gene Ontology annotation, molecular function: structural constituent of ribosome. The transcript is spliced from 2 exons. The record is from RefSeq and is a predicted model, not a curated record. Gene Ontology annotation, cellular component: mitochondrial large ribosomal subunit; ribosome.
AUGUUCUGCACACGCUGCCUCCGCAGCGCCUUCGCGGCGCCUAUACGAACCGCUACUUCCACCCUCCGCCAGCUACCCAAACCAUCACCACAAGCAUCACGACCUCUAAGCAUCCUCUCCCGCCUCCCCACUCGACCAACACUACCAACAUCCUCCUUCUCCGCGCCAUCCACCACACUCCCCGGCGCCCUUCCUACGUCAUCCACACAGCCGGCACCACAACAGCUCGCAUUACAGGUCCGGACGGCGAUACGAGAUACAUACAACCCCAGCCAUCGGAUACGGAAGCGGCGGCAUGGCUUCCUUUCGAGAGCGCGGACACGGACGGGGAGGAGGACGUUGAAGCGGCGGAUGGCGAAGAAGAGGAGCACUUUGAGUCAUUGA